AUGAAUAGGACGAGGCGGAACAAGACGAGGUAUAACGAAAAGGAAAUGAAUAUGAUGAAGCAGAACGGGAUGGGAAUGAAUGAGACGAAGCAGAAUGAGACGAGAAGAAACAAGACGAGCUAUAACGAAAAGGAAAUGAACAUAAGAAAGCAGAACGGUAUGUUAAUCAAUGGGACGAGGGGGAAGGAGACGAGAAGAAACAAGACGAAACAGAACGGAAAGAAAAUGAAUGGGACAAGGCAAAAUGGGAUGAGAAUGAAUGGGACGAGAAAAAACGGGAUGAGAAUGAAUGGAACGGGGUGGAACGAGACGGGAAGAAACAAGACGAGGUAG
Microthlaspi erraticum is the source of this 333-nucleotide messenger RNA. The record is from the annotation of a GenBank genome assembly. NCBI's taxonomy places the organism in Eukaryota, Viridiplantae, Streptophyta, Magnoliopsida, Brassicales, Brassicaceae.